Messenger RNA from Lutzomyia longipalpis, 2254 nucleotides. RefSeq names its product pickpocket protein 28 (gene ppk26). The record is from RefSeq and is a predicted model, not a curated record. Gene Ontology annotation, molecular function: ligand-gated sodium channel activity. Gene Ontology annotation, cellular component: membrane. Gene Ontology annotation, biological process: sodium ion transmembrane transport. Bases 195 to 1976 code for a protein of 593 amino acids. Lineage: Eukaryota; Metazoa; Arthropoda; Insecta; Diptera; Psychodidae. The transcript has 5 exons.
UAUAAAAGCACGCGGAGAUCUCUUGACUCUUUUAGUUUUCUCGUGGACGUUCAGUUGUGAUCGGUCUUAUUUACAGCGUUGAAGUGAAUUUUAAAUUGAAUUAAAAGUGCCCCAAAAAGUGUUCAAAAAGUGUCCAAAAAAGGGCUCUGAAAGUGAUUUAAAAAGAGAAUUUCUUUGAAGGAAGACAGAAGAGGAUGAUGCGGAAGCCCAGUUCACCGCAGGAGUACAAGAAGGACCUCCAACCGAGGGUAUCCCUCGAUGUGGGGGCAAAGCAUGAGACGGAUUCACUAACAGUGAGCGAAGCACCGACGGAAGUUGAGAUGAGACGAAAAAUUAAGUACGGUGGACCCCUAACAGCGGCCUGGGGGCUAUUUUCCGAAUACUGCAACAACAGCACAAUCCACGGUGUUAAGUAUUUGGGCGAAAGACGACGUCCAUGGAUGGAAAGAGCUUGGUGGGUUAUAGUAUUCGUCCUUUCGAUCUACGGAUGUAGUCGUCUGAUUUGGAAUGUAUGGAAUAAGUGGGAUCAGAGUCCGGUAAUUGUGAGCUUUGCUGAAAAAUCCACCCCAGUGUGGCAAAUUCCCUUUCCAGCUGUGACCGUUUGCCCCGAAACGAAGACCAAGAGGGAAUUUCUCAACUACACCGAAGUUUACCAUCUAUUUCGCGGUUCAGGUGAUGGCGACUACAACAUGACUGAUGAACAAUUUGCAAAAUUUCAAGCUCUGUCCCAAGUAUGUGAUGCCCAUCUUGUGGCUGAGGAUAAAAUAGGGGAGAACACAACAGAUAGUCGAUGUACGGAUUUUUUGAAAGAAAUGGCCCCAACUGCGGAGGAAAUUCUCUUUUUCUGCAAAUGGAGGAAUACCCCAGACACGUGUGCGGACCUCUUUACUGAAAUCCUCACGGAGGAGGGUUUCUGCUACACCUUCAAUGCCCUAAAUGCAUCCGAAAUCUACCGCGAGGAGACCCUUCACGAUGGGUUUGUCUUUCAUACGCACAACAAAACCUCGGAGCAUUGGACACUGGAGAAUGGGUACUCUCCUGAGGCAUCCUUGACACCCUUCCCGGUACGUGUUCUUGGUGCUGGUGCCCGUGCGGGGCUCUUCAUCCUCCUUCGUCUCUAUGAGUAUGAUUUGGACUACAUCUGUCGUGGCCCCGUUCAGGGAUUCAAGAUUCUCCUCCAUACACCCGGGGAGAUUCCUCAGGUGUCCAAACAAUACUUCCGUGUCCCUCUAAAUCAGGAAGUCGUUGUCUCCGUAAAGCCAAAUAUGAUUACAACUUCCGAUGGUCUCCGGGAAUAUUCGCCCAAUAGGCGCCAGUGCUUUUUCAAUCACGAGCGCUAUCUGCGCUACUUCAAGAUCUACACCCAGCAAAAUUGUGAGCUUGAAUGCCUCUCAAACUACACAUUCAGUCAAUGUGGUUGCGUAAAGUUCUCAAUGCCACGUGAUGCGAAUACCCCUGUUUGUGGAUCGAAGAGUAUUGAGUGCUACAACGAUGCGGAGGAUCAACUGUUGCAGCGUGAAAUCAAGGAGGGUCUGCAGGAUUCACGAUUGAACGUAAAGGGGCAGACACAGUGCAACUGCUUGCCAGCGUGCACGUCAAUUGUGUACGAUGCAGAAAUUUCGCAGGCUGACUUUGACUGGGAGAGCCUCUUUAUUGCCUACAAGAAUCCCCUUGAUGAAUUUCCACAAGUUCAAUUGGCACGCUUAUCAAUUUUCUUCAAAGAAACUCAAUUUAUUACAUCAAAACGCUCCGAAUUGUACGGCCCAACGGACUUUCUUGCCAACUGUGGUGGUCUUCUGGGUCUCUUUAUGGGUGUCUCCCUCCUCAGUAUCGUUGAAAUUGUCUACUUCUGCACAAUUCGCCUUAUUUGCAACUUGAGUCAACGACGUAGCCGUAAGAGAUCAAUUGUAAAUCCGGGAAUUGUUGUUCUUACCCCGAGUAAGGCACUAGGAUCCGAUUAUAAUGCAACAAAAUAAUUUAUUUUAAUAAAAUCACUUUUCUCAACAUUCAAUUUAAAAAAAAAAUGUGGAUAAAACUUCAACACUUUGCAUAUCAAGAAUUAUUUGAAAGAUUUUUUGAUAAAUGGGAUAAAUCUGUUAUAUUUGUAGUAUAUCAAUAAAUUAAUUUAAAUAUUAAAGUAAAAUAUUCGUAAAUAUUGUAAAAUUGAACGUUCGUAUUUGUUCAGUGAAAUAGUAGGAGGAACUCACGUAAGAAAUGUAAAAGGAGAACGUAAAUAAAUAAACAGAAUAAGAAA